This is a messenger RNA of Sporisorium graminicola, 1359 nucleotides long. RefSeq lists its product as uncharacterized. Gene Ontology annotation, cellular component: cytosol. Gene Ontology annotation, biological process: seryl-tRNA aminoacylation. The transcript has a single exon. Bases 1 to 1359 code for a protein of 452 amino acids. Lineage: Eukaryota; Fungi; Basidiomycota; Ustilaginomycetes; Ustilaginales; Ustilaginaceae. The record is from RefSeq and is a predicted model, not a curated record. Gene Ontology annotation, molecular function: tRNA binding; serine-tRNA ligase activity; ATP binding.
AUGAUCGACCUCCUACUCCUCCAGCCCGACAAGGGCGGCAACCCACAACUCGUCAAGGACUCGCAGAAGAAGCGCAAUGCUUCCGAGGAACUCGUCGAUGAGGUACUCGCCCUCUACAAGAACUGGGUUUCGCUGCAAAAGGACCUCGACGUUGCCCGUCGAGACGUCAACGCCGUCCAGGCCGAGAUCACCAAGCUCCGCAAAGCAAAGGAGAAUGCCGAUGAGCAGAUGGCCAAGAAGAAGGAGCUCGACACCAAGGUCAACGAGCUCAAGCCCAGCGUCGUCGCCGCCGAGAACGAGAUGAAGACCAAAGCCAUGCAGAUCGGCAACAUUGUCGGCGACAAGGUGCCCAUCAGCAACACCGAAGACGACAACGCAGAAAUUCGCAAAUGGCACCCAGACGGUCCCAACGCCCAGGUUGAGAAGAAGGAGGGAAUCCUCAGCCACCACGAAGUCAUGUACCGUCUCGAGCUGUUCGACACCGAGCGCGGAACCAAGAUCUCGGGCCACCGUGGCUUCUUCCUUACGGGAGACGGUGUCGAUCUCAACCAGGCGCUCAUCAACUACGGCUUGGACUUCUUGCGCAAGAAGAACUACAAAAAGAUCAUGACCCCCUUCAUGAUGCGCAAGGAGGUCAUGGCAAAGACGGCUCAGCUCGACCAGUUUGACGAGGAGCUCUACAAGGUUACAGGCGACGAAGAUGACAAGUACCUGAUCGCCACUUCUGAGCAGCCCAUCUCUGCGCUUCAUUCCGACGAGGUGUUCACCGAGCCCGCCAAGCAGCUGCCCAUCCGCUACGCCGGCUACUCGACGUGUUUCCGCAAAGAAGCCGGUUCGCACGGCAAGGAUACCUGGGGUAUUUUCCGCGUGCACCAGUUCGAAAAGAUCGAGCAGUUCUGCAUCACCGACCCGGCCUCGUCCUGGGACAUGCUCGAACAAAUGCUCACCAACUCCGAGGAGUUCUACCAGUCGCUCCAACUGCCCUACCACGUGGUUGCCAUCGUGUCUGGUGCGCUCAACAACGCCGCUGCGAUGAAGUACGAUUUGGAAGCGUGGUUCCCCUUCCAGGGCGAGUACAAGGAGUUGGUCUCGUGCUCUAACUGCACAGACUACCAGUCGAGACGCCUGGACGUGCGUUGCGGCUUCAAGAAGCCUGGUGACACCAAGCAGACGUUUGUGCACAUGCUCAACGGCACGCUCUGCGCUACCGAGAGAGCACUCUGCUGCGUCGUCGAGAACUGGCAGACGCCAGAGGGGCUCAAGAUCCCGCCUCCUUUGCAGCCGUACAUGGGCGGACGGGAUUUCUUGCCUUACACCCGCGAGUUGCCCAAGAACACGACCAGCCAAAAGAAGAAGUAG